GGAACAGCCCCCAGCCCCUCCCCCCCGGGUUGGGGACCGCCCCAAUCCCCCAGAUCCUGGUGUCUUCCCUCCUUAGCCUCGGGGCUGGGGUCUUGGAAGGGUCUUUCCUCUUCCCCGACGCACUUCCCAACCCUCCACCCACUUCCCAACCCCCAUCCCCAACCGUCCCCCAUUAAGCCCCUAAAUCCCGGACCUAAGCCUGCCCGGAAUAGCCCUGCGGGAGUUGGCCGGCCCAGACGAGAGCGGUGGAGUCAGAGGGAGAGUCCCUUGACCUGAGGUGGGGGUCGGGGUAGUAGGAAUUUCCAUAGAUGUAAAAGGAACGGGUUGGACUGGAUGGCCCUGUAAGGGCCAAGCUACAGGGCGUCCCACAAGAUCCUUCCAGCUGGGAUGCUCUGAGUUCUAGGAUUCAGCUGCUUGGCACUGCCCACCUUACCCAAGACAGCAAUGGCCUACAAGAAUGUGCUGAUCACUGGUUGCUCUUCUGGCAUUGGCCUGGCCCUGGCUGUGCGGCUGGCCAAGGAUGAGCUGAAGAGGUUCAAAGUGAUUGCCACCAUGCGGGACAUGACAAAGAAGGGGCCCCUGGAGGAGAAAGCUGGGGAGACGCUGGAGAAGACGCUUCAGAUCCAGCCAUUGGAUGUCACCUGUAAAGACUCAGUUCGUCAGUGUGUGGCUGCCAUACCGGACCAAAGGGUGGAUAUUCUGGUGAGCAAUGCAGGGGUGGGUCUGAUCGGCCCCCUGGAGUGUCACAGCAUGGCAGCCAUACAGCGGGUAUUAGACAUCAACUUUCUGGGGCUGGUGCGGCUGGUCCAGGAAGUGUUCCCCAGUAUGAAGCGGCGCCGCCAGGGGCACAUUGUGGUCAUGAGCAGCAUCCUGGGCCAGCAGGGACUCCUUUUCAAUGAUGUGUACUGUGCUUCCAAAUUUGCUGUGGAGGGGUUCUGUGAAAGCCUUGCCCUGCAGGCGCUCAAGUUUGGGGUAAACAUCAGCCUCCUGGAACCAGGCCCUGUGGUGACAGAGUUUGAGAAGAAACUGUAUGAAGAGGUAGCCUCCAUGGACUUCUCCAAGGUGGAUGCUGAAACUCAGGACAUCUUCCAGGGCUUCUACAUGACCUACUCAAAAGAUGUCUUCUCUGCCUUGGGCCAGACCCCUGAGGAGGUGGCAGAGCAUGCAGUGCAGGUGAUCGGGGCAUCCAACCCUCCAUUCCGCUGCCAGACCAACAGUGUGUACACACCGCUGACCACUCUGAAGCAUGCAGACCCAUCAGGCCAGCUGCCCCUCAGUGCUUUCCAUCAGCUAGUCUUUCAGCAUGACCGGCUCUUCCGGGCCAGCCUCAGCCUCCUGAAGAUGCUACAAUGGAGGAAGCGGCGUGACCUGGGCCCUCUGCCUCGGCCUCCAGCGCCACCCUGACUCCUCAUCCCUAUCUUUGAGUCCCCCCACCCCCCAGCCCCAUCCACCUUCUUCCAACAGUCCCAGGGACCUGAGGCUGGCAUUGAUUAUGGUGUGUGGGGUAGAAAGAGGUCUUUAGGUCCUAAGGCCUGCCCACCUUUCUCUCCUCUUCUUAGGUUGCUAGAUGCCCUAGGGCCUUGGAAAUUUUGAGUGUGCAGGGUAGAUUGGCUGGUCCUACCCCCAAUUCCAACUGCAGAUGAUGGCACAUUUUCUUAAGUUUCCUUUUAUGUUCCCUUCUCCACCCCUAAGUUCCUCCCAAAGGGCCAGGAGCUUGCCUUCAGGCCUGGCCCAAAUGACCCUAGACAUUUCGAUGUUACCAGCAUGGAGGCAAGGGCUUGCCCACAGCCACACAAGCACAAACCUAGGUGGAUGUAGGCCUCCUGGAGAGAGGCCCUGAGGGAGGUGAAUACCUUCCCCCUUCUAAUAAAUAUGCAUGUCUGAAAUUUACCCAUUAA
Molecule: messenger RNA, 1898 nt
Organism: Trichosurus vulpecula (common brushtail)
Lineage: Eukaryota; Metazoa; Chordata; Mammalia; Diprotodontia; Phalangeridae
Product: retinol dehydrogenase 8-like
Exons: 9
Coding region: 445-1404 (319 amino acids)
Biological process (GO): estrogen biosynthetic process
Cellular component (GO): cytoplasm
Molecular function (GO): estradiol 17-beta-dehydrogenase [NAD(P)+] activity
Source: RefSeq, a predicted model, not a curated record